UAGAACAUGGAGAGCAAAAUGGAGUUAGACAAGAGAAUGAGUGAAAAUGGUGAAGAGGAGAUGAGAGAAACUACAACAAAAAAGAGGCAACUUGGUGGAAUCAAAACCAUGCCAUUUAUCCUUGCAAAUGAAGCAUGUGACAAAUUUGCGGCCACUGGUUUUCAUGCAAACAUGAUCACGUACCUGACCAAAGAGCUAAACUUGCCUUUAGUCAAAGCCUCCAAUACUCUCACAAACUUUGGUGGAACCUCCAGCUUCACACCCCUUAUUGGUGCUCUAAUUGCCGACUCCUUUGCUGGCCGAUUUUGGACUAUCAUUGUGGCUUCCAUCAUUUAUGAACUGGGUAUGGUGUGUAUUACUACUUCAGCAGUGCUGCCACAACUACAUCCUCCUCCAUGUCCGACUCAACAAAACUGCAAAGAGGCCUCAAACACUCAGCUUUGGGUCCUAUAUAUUGCUCUCCUCUUGACAUCUUUAGGAACUGGUGGCAUUAGGCCCUGUGUUGUUACCUUUGCUGCUGAUCAAUUUGACAUGAGCAAAUUCGCAGCUGCAUCUAGAAGCUGGAAUUUCUUCAAUUGGUACUAUUUCUGCAUGGGAAUGGCCACACUAUUGGCUCUUACAGUGGUAGUUUAUAUCCAAGAUAAUGUUGGUUGGGGCUGGGGUCUUGGAAUCCCUACAAUUGCCAUGGCUUUAUCUAUUGUAGCUUUUGUUGUUGGCGCCCCUCUUUAUAAAAAGGUGCAACCAGGUGGGAGUCCAUUGAUUAGAUUGGCACAGGUAAUUGUUGCAGCUUUGAAGAAGAGGAAUAUCGUGGCACCAAAUGACCCUAGUCAACUGUAUGAGAACAAGGAGUUAGAUGCUACUAUCUCCUCCAAUGGAAAACUUGUUCACACUAAUCAGUUCAGGUGGGCUGAUCGAGCAGCUGUAUUGACUGAUGAUGACAUUGAUGAAUCGAACCACCCAAAACUAUGGAGAAUAUCAACAGUACAUAGAAUUGAAGAGCUGAAAUCAGUAAUUCGAGUUUUGCCUAUUUGGGGAGCCGGGAUAUUACUAGUUACUUCCCACUCACAUCUCGGCAGCUUCACCAUCCAACAAGCUCGUAGCAUGAACCGUCAUCUAUCCCACUCCUUUGAGAUUCCUCCAGCAAGCCUGUCCAUCUUCAGUAUCAUUACUGUGCUAGUUGGUCUUGGUUUAUAUGAGCGCCUUUUUGUCCCAUUUGCUCGUCGAUUUACAGAGAAUCCUGCGGGGAUCACAUGCCUACAACGUAUGGGAAUUGGAUUCACGAUCAACAUCCUUGCUACUAUUGUUUCAGCUCUGGUUGAAAUGAAGCGAAAGGCUGUGGCAGCAGAUCAUAAUCUCUUAGACAAGCCAACUGCUACUAUACCAAUAAGUGUCUUUUGGUUGCUUCCACAGUUUUGCCUCCAUGGAAUUGCAGAGGUUUUCCAUUCUGUUGGGCACUUGGAAUUUCUUUAUGAUCAGUCCCCUGAGAGCAUGAGAAGCACAAUGGUUGCACUAUACUCCCUGGCAGCAUCAUUUGGAAAUUAUAUUGGAACAUUUGUGGUUUCAACAGUUCACAAGUAUACUGGUAUAGAGAGAAAUUGGCUACCUGAUAGGAAUCUCAACAGGGGAAGGUUGGAGAAUUAUUAUUGGCUGGUUACAGGAAUACAAGUAGUUAAUCUCAUAUACUAUCUCAUAUGUGCUUGGUGCUAUACCUAUAAACCAUUGGAAGAAUUGAUUGAAAGCAGUGAAGAUAUUGAUAUGGAGCUAGCAAACGAUAAGACAUCAACACAGGAUUCUAAAGUGAUUACUAGAGAAACAGAAUUAGCAAUACAGCAAACAUCUUAGGACGGGUUGUAUCAAUAACUAGUUAGAUGUAUUUGGUGGAAGCAUCAAUUACUUGUAUGGCUCUGCAUUGUACAUUUUAGUUCAAUCAGUGUAGUUCUUAUAAAAUGAUUCCAUCAAUUUGCCAUAACUAAGAUUACUGAAAUAGAAUCUCUGAAAAAACUGUUUCAGCUAGGCUGUUC
Coffea eugenioides is the source of this 2021-nucleotide messenger RNA. Its product is annotated as protein NRT1/ PTR FAMILY 3.1-like. Gene Ontology annotation, molecular function: transmembrane transporter activity. NCBI's taxonomy places the organism in Eukaryota, Viridiplantae, Streptophyta, Magnoliopsida, Gentianales, Rubiaceae. The record is from RefSeq and is a predicted model, not a curated record. Gene Ontology annotation, cellular component: plasma membrane. Bases 7 to 1842 code for a protein of 611 amino acids. The transcript is spliced from 4 exons. Gene Ontology annotation, biological process: transmembrane transport.